This is a messenger RNA of Electrophorus electricus (electric eel), 2528 nucleotides long. The record is from RefSeq and is a predicted model, not a curated record. Lineage: Eukaryota; Metazoa; Chordata; Actinopteri; Gymnotiformes; Gymnotidae.
AAUCUGUGCCAUAAUGGAGGUGUGUGUGAACCUGUCAAUAGCUUUGUUGGAUAUUUAUGCAAAUGUACCCCUGGCUUCAGUGGUGUCCAUUGUCAAGACAAUAUUAAUGAAUGUGAGGAAAACCCAUGCAAAAAUGGAGGCAUUUGCACAGACCUGAUAGCAAAUUACUCCUGUGUGUGUCCUACAGAGUUCACAGGGAGGAACUGUCAGUUCAAAUGCUCUGGACCUUUAGGACUGGAAGGUGGAAUCAUUUCUAACCAGCAGAUAACAGGCUCUUCCACACACCGAGCCCUGUUUGGAAUGCAGAAAUGGUAUCCUUACUUUGCACGGCUCAAUAAAAAAGGCCUAGUCAAUGCCUGGAGAGCUGCAGAAAAUGACCGGUGGCCUUGGCUUCAGAUAAAUCUCCUGCAGAGAAUGAGGGUGACUGGGCUGAUAACACAGGGUGCAAAGCGUGUGGGCAGUCCUGAGUAUGUGAAGUCAUACAAAGUGGCCAACAGUGAAGAUGGAAAGACCUGGAACAUGUUUAAAGUCAAGGACACUGAUGAGGACAUGAUUUUUACUGGAAACACAGAUAACAAUACUCCUUAUAAAAAUGACUUCAGCACACCAUUUGAAGCGCAGUAUGUUCGCAUUUACCCUCAAAUCUGCAGGAGUCACUGCACACUUCGUGUGGAGCUACUUGGCUGUGAACUCACAGGAUGCUCAGAACCAUUGGGAAUGAAAACAGGACAAAUCCAGGAUUAUCAAAUCACCUGUUCCAGUGUGUUCCACACACUCAGCAUGAAUAUGUUCUCCUGGGAGCCCAGCAAGGCCAGGCUGGACAAGCAGGGAAAAGUCAAUGCUUGGACAUCUGCUAAAAAUGACCAGUCACAGUGGCUACAGGUGGACUUGCUACUUCCCACCAAAGUUACUGGAAUCAUCACACAAGGAGCCAAAGACUUUGGUCAUGUACAGUUUGUGGGCUCGUACAAGCUGGCAUUUAGUUAUGAUGGAGAAAAGUGGCACAUAUUCCAGGAUAAGAAACAACAAAAAGAUAAGAUCUUUCAAGGUAAUUUUGACAAUGAAACACACAGAAAGAAUGUGAUAGAUCCUCCCAUUUAUACCCGGUUUGUCCGGAUUAUUCCGUGGUCGUGGUAUGGACGCAUCACCAUGAGGGUGGAACUGCUGGGGUGCCCUCACGAGGAGUAAACAGACCAGAUCAUAUCCUUCCUUUAUUAGAGACUGUUGUAACCAUAUAAAAACUAUGUUUAAUGAUAGUGUACUAAACCUCUUUUUCCUAAAUAGGCUUGUUCAUGUGAUAUCUAGCAUGCAUUAUGUAGUCACUUGUAGUGUUUAUUUCUGGUCUCAGUGUUGUUUCUUUUGUCUUGGAUAACAUGAAAGCCCUAGCCAUUUUGUGGUGGGAAUGUCAGAGAACAGAGGUCUGUAAAUACACCUCAAAUGUCUCUUCCUCAUCAGAAGUGGAUGUUCUAAUGGCAUCCAUGCUCUAGAAGGUGACCAAUUUAGAGGGUGAAGAAAAAAACCUUUUAGUGCUUUUUAGUUAAUUAUUAGUUCUUAUGUGGACAGGAUUAGCUGGGUCUUUAAUAAUAUGUUCUGAUUAUUUUACUAAAAGUGAUAGGAAAAAGCUGUAUUUCCCCAAAGCAUUUUAAAAAGUAGCUUCUGCUGCAAUAUCUGCAUUUUUUAAAAUUAAAGAUACUGUAGUUUACUGUGAAUAUGAGGAGGUAGCUUGGUGGCUUUGGAAGACAUAUUCAUGCUUCAUUAUGGUUAUAGCAAUGCUUUUGGAAAACUCAGCUAAACACAUUUAAGUAGCUCAGGCCAAUAAUUCGUUAUAAUAUUACAGAGCAAAUGAGUGUUGUUGGAAUGUUGAUUUAAAUGCCCAUAAAGACUGUUACUUUUACUCAUUACACUUCACAUAAUGUAUACUACUGUAUCUAUCUGGUGUAUAUAGUUCCUCAAAGUUCUAUCAUUUAUUUAGCUGUUGAAUUUUAAAGAAAUGUAUGUAUUACAUUUACUUGACACAACUUGAGCAACUGAGGGUUAAGGGCCUUGCUCAGGGGCCUAAUAGUGGCAACCUGGCAGUGGUGGAGCUUGAACUAGCAGCUUUUUUCUACCAUUCAAGCACCUUAACCACUAGGCUACCACUGUCUCCUUAUGUAUUAAUAAUUUAGUUUAAUUAGACUAAGGCUCUAUAAAUAUAACACGUAAUAUAUAAUACAAAUAUAGUCUUUUGCAGUCAUUGUUAUAGAAAGGCAGCAGGAUUACUUCAAUGAUUUACUACGUUUGUACAAAUAACCUCAAGGUUAUUUGCUAUUUUUGCUAUUUUUGCUAUUUUAUUUGUACAUCAUCAUUUGUACAAUCAUAAAAAGUCAGAUUUUCUACAAAUGUGUCUGUACAAUUCUUCUCUAGGCUAAGGUGAGGGCUAGUGCAUCAAAUAAAUUAAAUAUGAUGUCGACAAGAACCUUGUGCAGUACAAUGUAACUGUAUUACAUUGUAAAUGAUUACUUUGGCAAAUAAAAAAAUCAUGAAAUUGC